Messenger RNA from Brassicogethes aeneus, 1603 nucleotides. The record is from the annotation of a GenBank genome assembly. NCBI's taxonomy places the organism in Eukaryota, Metazoa, Arthropoda, Insecta, Coleoptera, Nitidulidae.
GUAGUUCAAAACUGCCAACAAAAGAAACUAAAGUUCCCUUUUCUUGUCCAAUUGUCACCAAAUUGGACGUGUGUCAAACACGCUAUUUUAAUUAUUUAGUGUUAAGUUAAUAUUAAUUCAACAUGGCAAAGUUCGAUUUAACAUCGAAAAUGGGGCAAUACCUCGACCGGCAUCUUGUUUUCCCACUGCUGGAGUUUUUAUCUGCGAAAGAGAUAUACGAUGAAACCGAGUUACUUAAAGCUAAACUGGACAUUCUGAGUAAAACCAACAUGAUAGAUUACGCUAUUGACAUCAGGAAACAGUUGUACCCAAGUGAAGAAGUGCCCGAGGAACUAAAACAGAGACGUGCUCAUGUAUUGUCUCAGUUGCAGGAAUUGCACCAGGAAGUUGAGCCUAUUUUGCAAAUUAUGGCUGAUGAUGAGGUCAUGAAAACCAUGGAAAACAUGAGAGACUCUAAAACCUUGAUUAACUUUUUAUCAAAUGAUUACAAGUUUGAGCUGGACAUGAUUGAUAGUAUGCACAAACUGGCCAAAUACAGAUAUGAAUGUGGUAACUACUCAGUGUCCACAUCCUAUUUGUAUUUCUGCAUGUUGGUUCUCCCUGCCAAUGACAAAAACUACUUGAGCUCAUUGUGGGGUAAAUUCGCUUCCGAAAUUUUGAUCCAAAAUUGGGAUUCUGCUUUGGAAGAUUUAAACAAGCUGAGAGAAUACAUUGACUCUAGCCCCAAUCAGUUUGGGGGAAACAGUUUGCAAUUGCUUCAGCAAAGAACUUGGCUGAUUCACUGGUCGUUGUUUGUAUUUUUCAACCAUGCCAUGGGUAGAGAGCUCAUUAUUGAAAUGUUUUUAUACAGACCACAUUACUUGAAUGCCAUCCAAACUAUGUGCCCCCAUAUAUUGAGAUACUUGGCAACUGCUGUUAUUAUUAAUAGAGGCAGAAGAUCAGCUUUGAAAGAUUUGGUUAAGGUAAUCCAACAGGAGAGUUAUACUUACAGGGACCCUAUUACUGAGUUCUUGGAACAUUUGUAUGUGAACUUUGAUUUUGAUGGGGCCAGGCAAAAAUUGCACGAAUGCCAGACAGUUUUACACAAUGACUUUUUCUUGAUUUCCUGUUUGGACGAAUUCGUUGAAAAUGCACGUCUUAUGAUUUUCGAGACCUUCUGUCGCAUCCACCAAUGCAUUAGUAUAGGAAUGUUGGCAGAAAAACUCAACAUGAACCCAGACGAAGCUGAAUGCUGGAUUGUAAACCUAAUCAGAAAUGCCCGUUUGGACGCCAAAAUCGAUUCUAAACUGGGCCAUGUUGUCAUGGGGGCUCAACCUUUGUCUCCCUACCAACAACUCAUUGAAAAAAUUGAUUCUUUAUCGGUCAGGUCGGAGGCUUUAUGUGGAUUAAUCGACAGAAAACUGAAAGCCAAAGCGGAUAUUCGUUGGGGUAACCAAGAAUUCUGAAGUUAAUUUAAGGAUUUUUUGUAUAAGCUCCACAUAAAAUUAAAAGAAUUAAACAUUUUUCAAUCAUGUUAUUAUUUUUAUUAACACAUUAUUUAAUGGAUUUUAAUAUAAAUGGGAAUGUAUAAUAAUUUUUGUAAGUAAAUCAUUAUUCAUUUUAA